Molecule: messenger RNA, 4984 nt
Organism: Cynoglossus semilaevis (tongue sole)
Lineage: Eukaryota; Metazoa; Chordata; Actinopteri; Pleuronectiformes; Cynoglossidae
Product: WD repeat-containing protein 47-like
Exons: 17
Coding region: 273-2942 (889 amino acids)
Molecular function (GO): protein binding
Source: RefSeq, a predicted model, not a curated record
GCGGCUGCGUCUGUCUGCAUGGCAACCGCCAGGCGUAAACUCGGUUUUGGGCAGUAAACAGCUUGAAUACUGAGUCAGUGUCAGGGAUUUGAACCUCUCCAGGCAGCGCGUGUCUGUCUGCGUGGGGUUGUUUUUUUCCACUUCAUCAUCUCCAACGUCACCCUCGUCGUCGACUCUGUGCUGAUUUUGCAGAGCCGGGAGCGGCGUGGAUGCGGCGUGUUGUUGGCGCAGACUGACAGCCUGCUGCGAGCUGCCUCCACACAUCUGUGAGAAUGACGGCGGAGGAGACGAUCAACGUCAAGGAGGUGGAGGUGAUCAAACUGAUCCUGGACUUCCUGAACUCCAGGAAGCUGCACAUCAGCAUGUUGGCCUUGGAGCGGGAGAGCGGCGUCAUAAAUGGACUGUACUCCGACGACAUGCUUUUCCUCAGACAGCUGAUCCUGGACGGUGAGUGGGACGAGGUGAUGCAGUUCAUUCAACCUCUAGAGGAAAUGGACAAGUUUGACAAGAAAAGGUUCCGCUACAUCAUCCUGAAGCAGAAGUUUUUGGAAGCGCUGUGUGUGAAUAACGCCAUGUCCACGGCUGAAGACCCUCAGAAUCUGGAGCUCACCAUGCAGGAGGCGGUCAAGUGUCUCAACAGUCUGGAGGAGCUCUGUCCGUCCAAAGACGACUACAGCAAGCUGUGUCUUCUCCUGACCCUGCCCCGUCUCACGCACCACGCAGAGUUCAAAGACUGGAACCCCAGCACUGCGCGUGUCCAUUGCUUCGAUGAAGCCUGCACCAUGGUCGCUGAGUUCAUCCCUGCAGACAGGAAGCUGAGUGAGGCGGGGUUUAGGGCGAGCGAAAACCGCCUCUUCCAGCUGCUGAUUAAAGGGAUACUUUACGAAUGUUGCGUGGAGUUCUGUCAGAGCAAAGCCACUGGUGAGGAAAUCACAGAGGGCGAGGUGCUGCUGGGCGUGGACCUGCUGUGUGGGAACGGCUACGAUGAACUGGACCUGUCGCUGCUCUCCUGGCUGCAGAACCUCACUGCAGGUGCCUUCUCGUGCGCCUUCCAGCAGCAGACCCUGAACAUUCAGGUGGACCGGCUGGUGAAGCCCAGCAAAGCGGGUCAUGCUGACCUCCUGACCCCGUUAAUCAACCGUCUGUCUCCUCGUCCUGCUUCACCCUAUAACCACAGGCCACACUCAGCCGAUACGUACAUGUCCAGGUCCCUCAAUCCAGCGCUGGACGGUCUGUCCCACGGUCUGGCAGCGCAGGAAAAAAGAGGCCUGGAGGCGAACAUAACGGCUGCUCUCUCUCGAAGUCUGGUGGAGAAUCACCAUCAGCAGGAUGAUUCACCUGAGAGGAAGCAGCCACAGAGGGCGGACGCUCCCAGCUCCACUCGUACACCUCUGACUCCGGGCAAGGAUGGCGGGCCGCCCUGCAGCACAGGAACAAAUGAGCGCCGUGACUCCACCGACCAAAUCCAGGAGUUUUACCGGCAGCGGCUCCGCGUGCAGCAACAUCUGGAACAGAAGCAGCAGCAGAAGCAGCUUUACCAGCAGAUGCUGCUUGAAGGUGGAGUGAAGCCACAAGACGCAGACCAACACAACCUGACGGAGACCUUCCUCAGCAGAUCGAUUCAGAAGUUGGAGGAAAUGAACGUGGGCAUCGACCACAGAGGAGAGGAUGUGAUGUCACACCUGGGCCAGCAGUGGAACGGACUGAUGGGAAACAACAGUGUCUCCAGUCCGCAGACAACCAGCAGCUGCAACACCCCGGAGACAGGUUUGCUGAGGGACAAACCGGGAGGUGUGACCAGCAGUACCCCUCUGAGGACCGGGAACCACAAGUUGCCCUCCCUGGGAGAGUCUCCUGUUCCUACCAGUCACAGUGCUGAGAGACUCCGAGCGUCCUGUCCCACCGUAAAAGAAGAUUCAGGCUGCACCGUGACACGGAGCCCACAGGAGCAGGCCAAGUCCAAAACACAGUUUGUCAAAGUGAAUCAGCUGGAGGACACGCAGGCAGUGAGAGCCGUGGCCUUUCAUCCGUCAGGUUCUCUCUACGCCGUCGGCUCCAACUCCAAAACCCUGAGAGUCUGCGCCUACCCUGAAAACCCAGUACCCAGCGGUUCUGCUGCGGUGAAGCAGCCCCUGGUGCGCUUCAGGAGGAACAAACAUCACAAAGGCUCCAUCUACUGCAUCGCCUGGAGUCACUGUGGACAACUGCUGGCCACUGGCUCCAACGACAAAUACGUCAAAGUCCUGCCGUUCAACGCAGACACGUGUAACGCCACAGGACCAGACCUGGAGUUCAGCAUGCACGACGGUACCAUCAGAGACCUGGCCUUCUUGGAAGGUCCUGAGAGCGGAGGGUCCAUCCUGAUCUCUGCCGGUGCCGGAGACUGCAACAUCUACACCACUGACUGUCAGAGGGGACAGGGACUACACGCCCUGAGUGGACACACUGGUCACAUUCUGACUCUCUACACCUGGGGAGGGUGGAUGAUCGCCUCUGGCUCUCAGGACAAGACGGUGCGUUUCUGGGACCUGCGUGUGCCCAGCUGUGUGAGGGUGGUGGGAACAACUCUGCACGGCUCAGGCAGUGCAGUGGCUUCGGUGGCCGUUGACCCCAGUGGUCGGCUGCUGGCCACCGGUCAGGAGGACAGCAGCUGUCUGUUGUAUGACAUCAGAGGAGGAAGAGUCGUGCAGACGUACCGGCCCCACGGCAGCGACGUCCGCUCCGUACGCUUCUCACCAGGAGCUCAUCACCUUCUGACUGGUUCCUAUGACAACAAGAUCAUCAUCAGUGACCUGCAAGGGGACCUCACCAAGCCCCUGCCCCAGACAUUGGCAGGAGAACACUUGGACAAGGUGAUCCAGUGCAGAUGGCAUCCACACGACCGCACCUUCCUCUCCUCGUCCGCGGACCGAACCGUCAUCCUAUGGACUGAAGGCCCCUGAGAGUUUAAAAUAAAAAAUAAAAACCUCAGAACAGCUGUGAGAACAAGUCCUUGAACCUGAGCCCUAGAGUUGGACCACGACCCACUCUACUAACUGAGCCACGGCCCUGAAGUGUAUGUGUGUGUGGCUGCGUCCUUAAUGGUCCAUAGUCCAUAGUUUUUAAUAGCAUUAAGAAAAAACAAAAAGUAAAUGUGUCACAACAGAGUCUGAAGUCAUCAGCCAAUCGUUUGCUCUGUAGCAGCACAUCAAUUCCUGGAACUUUUUUUGUGCCAGAUGUAAAAUAUUAAACUGAUCAAGUGUUUUUUUCCUAAUCUUCAAUUAUGGACCUGGUUUUUAAAAAAAGAAAAAGAAAAGAAAUGCUCACUAAAAAAUUCACAAAGCACAAGGUUCAAAUUUAGUUGACUAGUUUUGCCUGUAAUAAAUAUUAUUUUACAUCAGUAAAAAUUUUAAUUCAAUUUUAUAAGUGUUAAAUAAAAAGUCCAAAUCCAAAUAGAUACACAAAUAGACAACUCUGAAUGUGUGUGUGUGUGUGUGUGUCUGUGUUUAACACCUGUUUUAACUGUUGAAAGUCGUGCACAAAACCUAAACAGCACUGAAAAACCACUGAACACAGACGUCGGCAGUGUCACGUCAAGCACACUUUCUCUUUACUUUUCUCACGUUCUCCCUCUAACUCAGCCAUAGCUGGCUCUGCCCUCUGACCUCUGACCUUUAGAGCGAACCUAGUCCAGAAAGUGGACCUUGGAGUGACUCCAAGUAGAAAGGAGGGAGCCACCUUUAUUUAUGCAUAUCAUUACGUGCCUUUUUGUACCACUUUUUUUAAAAAGUUCAUGUAUUUAUUUGAUGCUUUAUCUUUUGUAUACACCGUGCCAUGUAUAACCUAUCAGACACUGAGCAUUGUAGCACACUUGAAUGAAUACAGUAUCAUUUUUCCCCACCCUGUGUUUUAGUGUCACUUAUAGUUAAAUCACUGUAGACUCACUGAUGCAGCAUGAUCACAGACGUGUCAGUGGAGAAGGACAAAAACAAAACAUCUAGUGCUUCUCCAGCAGCUCAUGAAAAAUGGAACAGAUUAGAACGUCUCAGAGAACAUCUCUGAUAGAGAACGAUGGAGUAACUGGAUGUUGGCUGAGUGAUGUUAGAACACAGGAUGUCGGGAGUGCACUUUAAAGGUAGAAAUGCUGCCGGAUUAGUGAAGACUGCACCGAUAUUCUAAUAUUUUUUACUUCUAUUCAUCUUUAUCCACAAAGAAGGGAGGGGGGGGGGUAUUAUGUGUUUUAAGAAAAUGUGCCUGAGUUCACCUAAGUAGACACUGUUGAAAUGUUAUAAAAAAAACUAAAUAACAUGUUUUUGCUUUUGAUGUAAAUAAAGUUAUUUUUAAUUUUGAGUCUGCUCAUCUGUUUCUUUCUUAUAUAAAGUUAUUAAUCUAUUGCAGGGAUUCCCAAAGUGUGGUGCGCGGUGCGCGAGCUGCGACUAGAGGGUGCGCGAGAUUUAGAAAAAAUAAGGUUUGGGGCGUUUUUUUUUUUAAAGUAGGAUUUUUUUACUGUUUUUCAUUAUAUUAACACUUGGUGACAUUUCAGUUUAAUUCAAAUGUGAAAGCACGUCGUUAUUGACGUGACUAUUCUGUUGUAUGGGUCUGGUCGUUGGAGCAUGACUAAACAUGCUGCCUCUAUAAGAAAGCCUGUUCCGUUGUUUCCAGCCACGGUGUGGGGUAUUGGAGGGGCGUCAACCCGGCUGGGAUAAAGAAGUGGGAUGUAUACGAGUCAUAGUACUUUGGCUCCCUCUAGUGGUAUGUGAAGGAAUCGGACUCACAUGAAGACGAGUUAGUUACUUAAAUACAACUGUAUUUUUGGUUGUAGCGUUGCUGUACAACUGUAGUGUGUCUGAUGAAUUCAAAUUUUUCAUCCAUAAGUCCUAGACAAAUGCAUAUAAAGGCCAACUUCCAAAGCAAAUUACUUUCAUUUAUUUUUCUAAUUAAGAAGGAAUUCAUCUUCUUUUUAGAAGAUUAAUUCCUGUCGACCUUCUUAUCACUGACAUGGACA